AUGGAGAUCCAAGUGUCUGAGGGCUCUGAGAUCUCACAGGGCUCUUUGGUUGCUCCAGGCUUUGUCCAGCUGGUUGGAGGGGACCAUCCCUGCUCAGGACGUGUGGAGAUCAAUGAUGGGAAGGAGUGGAAAACUGCCUGUGACUCAGACUUUGAUCUCAAAGAUGCCAACGUGGUCUGUAGGGAGUUCCAGGCACCCCCAAGGGCCCAGCCCUGCAGCCAUGCAGAUGCUGUUGGAGUCACCUGCACACGGUUCAGGCUGGUGAAUGGCAGCAGAGGCUGUGAGGGGAGGGUGGAGGUCCAAGUGCAGGGGACCUGGGGCACCCUCUGUGACUGGCGCUGGGACCUGCUGGACGCCCACGUUCUCUGUCGUCACCUCAACUGUGGCUUUGCUGAGUCUGUUCCUGGAGGAGGCCAUUUUGGGAGAGGCACAGGCCCUGUCUGGAGAGACUCCUUCCACUGUGCUGGCACUGAAGCCCAGCUGGGCCAGUGCCCCGUGAGCAGCCUGGGGGCCUCUCUGUGCUCCCAUGAGCAGGACGCUGCUGUCAUUUGCUCAGCUGGCUCCGGUUCCCUGCGGCUGGUGGGUGGAGGGAGCCGCUGCGAUGGACGAGUGGAGAUCUUGCGGCGUGGGACAUGGGGCAGGGUCCUGGCAGAGCAGUGGCACCUGCAGGAGGCCAGCGUGGUGUGCCGGCAGCUGCGGUGCGGAGAGGCAGAGGCAGCCUACACCCUGCCCAAGGCUGAGAGAGGGCAGGGCCCCGUGGGGCUGCGAGGGGUGCGGUGUGCAGGGCACGAGGCCAGCCUGCAGCUCUGCAACACCUCCCUGCCCCAGAGCGUGCUGGCAGCAGGCAUUGCAGAGGAUGUGGGGGUCGCUUGCAGUGGGAGCCGGCAGGUGCGGCUGGCAGAGGGCCGCGGGCGCUGCGAGGGCAGAGUGGAGAUCUACUCGCAGGGCAGCUGGGGCAGCGUCUGCGAUGACAGCUGGGACCUGGCCGAUGCCAGCGUCGUUUGCCAGCAGCUGGGCUGCGGAGGGGCGCUGCAGGCGGUUGGCUCCGCUGGCUUCGGGGCAGGCUCUGGGCACAUCUGGCUGGAUGGGGUCAACUGCUCCGGGGCCGAAGCUGCUCUCUGGGAGUGCCCGGCAGGGCCCUGGGGGCAGCACGACUGCGGGCACAAAGAGGACGCCGGAGUCAUCUGCUCAGAGUUCGUGGCCCUGAGGCUGGAGAACAGCAGCAACUGCUCCGGGCGCCUGCAGGUGUUCUACAAUGGCACCUGGGGCAAUGUCUGCUCCAACUCAAUGACUCCCAAAACCAUCUCAUUGGCAUGCAAGGAGCUGGGCUGUGGGGACAGAGGCUACCUGAAAACACUCCUGCCCUCUGCUAGGGUGUCUGGUCCUGCCUGGCUGGAUCGAGUGGAGUGUGGGGAGGGAAACAUCUCCUUCUGGCAGUGUCCCUCCGCUCCCUGGAACCAGCAGUCGUGUGAUAACCUCCAAGAUGUGACCCACAUCAUCUGCAAUGGGACACAGCCAGAAGUGGCCCCAGACCUGCCAGCCCCAUGCCCAGACUCCAGGAACUGCACAGCCAGGGAGAAGAUUCGUGCCGUGGGAGGGCAGCACAGGUGCUCAGGCAGAGUGGAGGUCUGGCUGCACGGCUCCUGGGGCACGGUGUGCGACGACUCCUGGGACAGGCAGGAUGCCCAGGUGGCAUGCAGGCAGCUGGGCUGUGGCCCUGUGCUGUCUGCCCCGGGGGAGGCUGCCUUUGGGGAGGGGACAGGCCCCAUCUGGCUGGAGCAGGUGGAGUGCCAGGGCACAGAGCCAUCUCUGCAGGAGUGCUGGGCCCGGCCUGGGGACAGCGGUGUCUGCCGGCACAAGGAGGAUGCUGCUGUGAGCUGCUCAGGUGAAUGCACCCAGGACACAAGCACCAGCUCCUCAAGCAGAGCAUCCCCUUCACCCUCCCUUACCAGCAGCAGCAGUGUCUCAGUGCCUGUCAUCAUCUGCAUCAUCCUGGGAGCCCUUCUCUGCCUGCUCCUGGCCCUCCUGGCUGGACAAGUGCAAAGUGCCAGGGCUGGGCGCAAAGGUUCCUGGGAGCCCUUCCCUGAGGCUGUGUACCAGGAGAUUGAUUCCAGCCCAGCGUGGGAGCAGCAGGCCAAGUUCAGUGUCUCAGAGAGAUCCUAUUCAGAGGGGUCCUUGGCCAAGCUGCAGCCCAAGCUUGGUGACAGAGAGGAGGAGGAUGGUCUGGGGUCAACACCAGAUGUCUCUGUCCUGGCUGGAGGUGACCCAGUGCAUGCCUAUGAUGAUGCCAGGGAGGUUUCUGACCCUACACAAGAUCCUGUGUUCAGGCAGGGGGACUUGGAAAUGCCCAGGGAGCCAGAGGAAGGAGUAAGCACCAGAGAUGCUGCUGGAGGGGCAAACCUGUGCUCACAGAGCAGUGCUGAGGGCCCUGCAGCUGGGGCAGAUGCCUGGUCCCUGUCCCUGCAGAGCACAGGCUAUGAGGAUGCUGAAGAGCUCUCUGCUGCACCUCCCCCUGAGGACACAUGGGGGGGACAGCACAGCUCAGGGCACAAGGGCCCCUGAGCCCUCAGCCAGCUGAGCCCAUCCCUGCCAUGGGGCUGGGUGCAGCUGUGGGGGAGGAGAGCUCUGUGCAGCUGGGAGAGACACAGGCACCAAGAACUGGCUCAAGUAGCAGCAGGAGAAGCAGGGCAGUGCCUCUGCUUUUCCUCCCCCACCCUGAUGCCUCCAC
This is a messenger RNA of Pogoniulus pusillus (Red-fronted tinkerbird), 2728 nucleotides long. RefSeq names its product antigen WC1.1-like. The coding region runs from base 1 to 2562 and encodes 853 amino acids. NCBI's taxonomy places the organism in Eukaryota, Metazoa, Chordata, Aves, Piciformes, Lybiidae. Gene Ontology annotation, cellular component: plasma membrane. Gene Ontology annotation, biological process: zymogen activation. Gene Ontology annotation, molecular function: serine-type endopeptidase activity. The transcript is spliced from 15 exons. The record is from RefSeq and is a predicted model, not a curated record.